GAAUCCAGACUGCAUUCUUCGCGAAAAAAAGAAUAACCUCAUUUGAAACAUCGCCAAGGUGGGGGAUCGAAACCGGAAAUGAUAUGUGAGCAGUGGGAGCUGCUGCGAAAACGGUAAACACCGGAACGUGAGAAUGUCAGAAUCUCCCGGUGAUCGAAUCGUCCGACUUCUUCCAACUGUUACCACUGAUCGGUUGAUUGCAUAAAUUUGUGUUCUACUUGGUCUAGAUCAGUAGCAGUUCUUCCGAACAGUGGACCACAUUAAUUAAUUUAUCAUCCUGCGUUGUGAGGAAUAAUAGAAACAUAUCUGAGAAAAAAAAACAGAGCCGAGGAUUAAGACGACGGUUAAACGAAGAAGGACCAUUUUCCUGAAAUAAUGGGCAACAAUGCUGACUAUGAUGAGGCUGUAGCCAAUCUACGCGCCUGUCUGUUAUCAGCUAAAGGCGGUGUCUCGUUGUCCGAAUUAAACAAUGACUAUAAAAAAAUCGUCGGGGAAAGUUUACCCUACAGAAAACUGGGUUAUCCGUCCCUUGAAGAUUUCCUCAGUGAUAUUCCCGGGCUCCUUAUCACCAAGCGAGGGAAUGAUUGGAAUAUUAUCGCCAGACCGACGGAAGACACCGUUCACCUGGCACAGAUGAUAGCUAGACAAAAGUCCUCGUCGUCCAAGAAUCGCACGCGAGGAUUGACCGCCAAACGCAGAAGACCUGUCGCCAGAUCAGCCAGAGCACCGUCGCAAUUCGACAUGCCGUCUAUCAACUCACAGCAGAGAAGAGGGCCUAGCACAAAUUAUCGAGCUGUCCAGAGAGUCCCGAGCUUGCCACCUUUGAUGCAGAUUCCACCAAAGAAAACUAUACCGCCACUGAUGGAGAAACCACCUCGAUACAUGCUGCCGAAUCCAGGAAUUCCGCAAGCCUCUCCGAGCAAGCAAUUGUCAGACCGAAUGGCAAACAAAUCAGCGAAUUCUAUCACCGGAAAUCAGCCUCAGAUUGUCGCCUACAAGAAUAAAGUUACGACGCAAGAUUCACACAAUGAGAAGCGCACCCCGCUAACAUCGACGCCUCUGAUUCCGUCGAGACCAGGCCCGUCCACCCAGGCGAGGAAUUCCGAAACAGUUCAGACGCAGUCAAAAGCUAUGAAAACGAUCAGCGACCGGCUCAACUUCAAGCCUCAGACCAGUCCUAGUACACCGACUGUUCUUUCACCGCUCUCGCCCAGUCAACUAGUCGCAGCUGCUGCCGCAGCUGAAAGCGUCGCCUCUUUGACUCCACCUGGAACGCCGAAAACUCCACAGGCUCCAAAGAUGUGGCCUCUAAGUUCUCAGCACCAGAAUCCGUGCAAACAGGUGGAAAUCUACGCGGAAAGCAUGAAGCUUCCGAAACCCUCAUACAAGGUUGUUAAGUUUGCCACAAAACGACAAGGUUCCUUCUUCUAUUGUAGAGUAAAGAUCGGUUUGUACAGCUGGACGAGUUAUCCGGAAGAGAUAGCCACGUCUGAAGAAGCGACCCGAGUCGUGGCAGCCAAAGCGCUGCAUGAAUUAUUGCAGAUAAACGGUCCUCUAUCUAGCCUCACGGAGACGACCAAUAAGAACCUGGUCAAGGAUCGCGUGGUUACGAUAGUUGCUGAGCACCCGAACGGAGUUUUUAUGCACCAAAUACCGAAGUAUUAUCAGGAGCAAUUCAAGGAAAAUUUGCCCGAAGAUUGGGAGAAGAUAAUCGUGGAAACCUCAGACAUUUUCAAGGAAAAAGGUGCCCAUGAUUCGACGAUUCUCUGCCUACCGUAUUCAAGCCCACGAUCCAAACACCGCAAUUCAAACAGCGUGGCGGAAGCGAUAUCACCCAGGGUGGAAAAGAUCGAGCUAAAUCCUAUCGGUCCUCCAGUUCCCGGAGUUCUGAAACCGCCUGUCGACGAGUACUGGGAUCUUUGCGUCACUUGUGUUUUAGACACGACAGACAUUUGGGCGAGGCUGAUAGGCGAAGAGUACAGCGAGAGAGUUGAAAGCAUGCUGAACGAGCUGGAAAGCUACUAUCAAAAAGUCUCUACUGUUCCGGGAGUAAGAGACAUCGAAGUUGGAAAGUAUUACGCGGUUCAAGUUGAAGAAUACUGGCACAGAGUUCAGUGCUUCGAGUACAAUGCAAAAACCGGCAUGGCCGUGAUUUUUUUCAUCGAUCACGGAGACGACGACACCUAUCAUUACAGCAAACUUUAUCGUUUGGAAAAACAGUUCUGCAAAGUUCCUGCACAGGCCGUCAAAUUGACACUCGCUAACUUGGAGGCGUUCAACGAUUGCGCCGAGGUGAUCGAGUACUUGGAAGAAGUUUUACUUGGACAGAUACUCGUUGCCGAGGUCGUGAGCCGAGAGCUUGGGGACGAAGUGACGGCGUCCGUCAUUCUCUACGACACUAGCAAAGAGCAGGAAGUUAAUUUGAACGAUCUUCUGUUCAACAGGAUUAGCGAGAAUAUACUUACUCCGAAGCUGAAUCAGGGUCAUGUCUCCGAGGUUUACGUUUCCCACGUGACUGAGAAUGGCGAUGUGUAUCUGCAUGUGAAAUCGGACAGCAUGAAGUACCUCGUGAGCCUGAUGAACACGCUAAUACAGACGGGUCUCACGAGCGAGGACAUACAGAGGAGCGAAGUCAAGAAUAUAGACAGAAGCAAACUGUAUCUAGUCAGAUGUGUGGAGGACGGAAAUUGGUACCGAGGAAGCGUAGUGAACAUCGAAGCUCACAACAGGGUCGACAUCUUUCUUGUCGAUUUCGGCAAGACUGUCGUUGUCAGGAAGAAACAAGACCUUCUCGCCCUCGAUCAACUCUCCGAAAUUCUUCCGAAGUACCCUUAUCAGGCCUUCAAAGUACGACUGCACAACAUUCCAGAGGCGAUGUUCAGUAGUGAAAUGGCGACGAAACUGACUCUGCUUGUUCCGCCGGAUCAAGUGAUUCUAGUAAAGAUUGUCACCCCGGCUUCAGGAUCAAGUCCUCCGAUAGUUGAGCUUGUCAAACGUUGCGAGCCGAACAAUAUGGUCGUAUCGAUAAACAGCACAUUAGCCAUGGACCCGAAUUUAACCGGGUCCAACGGUGAUGGCAAUAACAAUACUACACGCCCUAAGAAACGACUCGAAAGAUCAGUCUCGAGGCACAGUGCGACCGGUGGUGGAGAAUUAUUGACGAAGAACUUAAGACCACCAGUGAUACCGGACUUUGGUCGCUACUUCGACGUUCAUAUCACGAUGGCAGCGAGUCCUGGAAACUUUACAGUUCAACCUUACGACGACAGGGUGCAUCUUGAGGCAAUGAUGGUCCAGCUUCAGGAAGUUUGCAUUAAUUAUACGGGAUCUGCUCCACUACCGGAUUCAAUCAAGGAAGGAAGUUUGUACGCUGGUAGGCAUUUCGACGGUCAUUUUUACAGGGUAUGCGUAUCCAAGAUAAUAAAUGACCAAAUGGUUACCGUCUAUUUCUGCGAUUUCGGGGACUUUUCUGUCCUUUCUACAGACAAGUUGCAACCGCUGGGACGCCAGUUUCUUGAUUUGCCAUAUCAGGCGAUUAAAGCCAGACUUGUGGGAAUUCAGCCACUGAACAUAGAUUGGUCGGUGGAAGAUUGUCUGCGUUUCCAAGAACUUGUAGUCGAGCGAAACUUCGUCUCUAUAGUCGUCGAUUCGGGACCUGAUCGACUAUCUCCAGGCGACACAGUACUGGGACUGAAACUUAUAGACGUUAGCGAAGAAACGGACAUUUACUUGGACAAGCUUUUGAUAGCCGAGGGGAGAGCGACAGCCAUCGAAGGGUGAGAUAAUGGGGUGACUGAAAAAAUUUAGUCGGCAUUAACAAUAUUCGUAAUUUCAUUUCCUCUCGUGUUUUAUUUUCAUUGAAUACAAUGACAGAAGCGAUUUUAAGAAAUUACGAGUUGUUAUUAAUUGUGAAAGGUGAGAUCUUCAUGCCAGCUAAAAAAAAUAUUUUGUGGUUUCGCUGUGUAAAACUGUUAUCGGAAUUCGGAAUUUCCAAAUUUUUCUCUAUUUUUGAGAAUAUUUUAGUGGCGCUGUGUAUUUUUCUUUUUCCGUUCUUAUCUCAUACGACGACUGCAUCAAUCAAUGACGUUCCGUAAUCGCAAUUACUGUGUUUUUAAUUCCGGUGACGAUUUCGUGUAUCACUUACCGCAAAUUUUUUUUCUUACUCUACUUUUAAUUUUGCAUUCAUAGUAAGUAAAUACGAAGGAAGUGAGUAAAUAAUAGAUCGCGAUAUGAAUGUAUCGUAAAAAUUGACUAUAAAGACAGAUGAGAGAGAACGGGGGAUAAUUAUAUAGUGAAUAAGAUAACCUGAACAGACUGCUAAUUCUCUCAUUAUUAUUUUUUUUUUCUUGCGUUUUCCGCGUUUCUUUAUCUAUACGCUAUGUUGUACAUGAUAAACUGAUUUUGUUAUUAUCCUGGACUUACUUGACCUUGUUUAACGGAAAAGCUGAUAGUUUCUAACGUAACUAAAAUCACGAUCCGCUGGAAUAGCAAGAGAAUAGUAAGAAUAACAAAAUAAAAUUGCCAAAUUGCACCAAAAAAAAAAAAAAUAAAUAAAUAAAUAAAGUAAUAAAAAAAUAAUAAAAAUAAAGCUUUACACGAAGAAACAAAAACUUCCUCUUCAGUAGACUGUCGUGUUAUACUUGUAUAAUAUUUAAUACUAAUAAUAAUGAAAAGAAAAAUAAUGUAACAACUAUCGAAUAAAUAUAAGUAGAUCAGGCGCUAGUUUAAAAAAAAAAAAAAAAAACAUAUGGAUAUAUGUAUCCAUAUGAGAAUAUUUUUCGAAAUACUGCUACUACGUUACAAAAGAGUUUUUUUUUUUUUUUUUUUUUUUUUUAUAUAUAUAUAUAUAUAAUUCAAAUUUUUAUAUAUAUACGAUAUACAUGUAGUUAGCUAUAUAUUUAUACAGAGAUAUAUAGACGAAUUGCAUCGUCGAAACACCCACACAUAACGUGCUUGUGUAUGUAUAGGAUGAAAGUAACUAUGCCAUUCAUACACGCGUAUAACUUUUGGUAUAUUUCGGAUAUAUUUUUUUUUCCUUCUCAUUUUUAUAACUGGCUAAAAAUCGAGAAUUGGAAAAAAAAAUAAAGAAAAAACAGGAUUUAUGGAAAAACAACGAUUUAUUCCUCGUUGUUAUAUUGUGAUUAUUUGGGGGAAAAAAAAAACAAGAAAUCGCAUGCGAGAGAUUUUCUAAUUUUUUUUUUUUUGUUUUUUUUUUGUUCAAAUAUAAUUAUGAGACAACUUUAUCGUUGUUUUUCGUUUAAACGGUAUUUUUCUUUUAUCACCGCUUUUAAAAUACAUACAACCGCCAAAGCACAUCUCGUUCCAUUUUUGUUACAUAACAUUCCUAUCUAAAAUAUAAUAAUCAGAUGUUUUGUUUUUGAUUUUUGCUAUUCUCUUUAUGUUGUAUUUUGCUCUAAUUAUAUUUCUUUUUAUCACCUGUUACUAGUUAUUUGUGAUAAAAUAUAUUUCUUUAAUUAAUACCUAUUACCUGGCGAUAAUUAAAUAUAUACCUAUAAUAUCGCAUUGUAAACAGGGUUGUUUUUUUUUUUUUUUUUUUUGUUUUGAAUUUCGUAUCUUUACUUUCUUGUUUUUUAAUUCUUAUGUAUGUAUCGAAAAUUUAUGCAAUACGCAAAAUGUUUGUGGGCAGAGUUUUGUACCCUCAGUUGAAUACAGACGUGCCAAAUUGUUUAUUCCUACGUAAUUCCUAUAUCAUUCCUAAUAAUCGCGUCCACGUAAAUGUGAGAUGAAAAAAGAAAAAAAAAAGGAAAUGAAAUGCGAGAAUGGUGCAGAGUUAUGGAAUCCUUUUCCGUUUCUCUUCAUUCUCUUUGAUUUGAUCUUUUCUCAUUUUAUUGUUUUCCCUACUUUAACCAUUACAGUGUAAAAAUUUUCUCCAUUAUAAUCCGAUAAUUACAGCGUUACAAUUAUAACGUGUGACUACUUUUCUUCCUUGAUCUGAGAUCAUUAUCGAUUUGUUUCCAUAUCGUGUAUGUGUAUGUUAAUUAAUUGAUAGAAGAAUUAUUAUCGUUACAGUUAUUAUUAUAAGUAAGACAAAACAAGUUACGGUGAGACUAUAUGUAGUUUAUGUAUACAUACGAUAUAUAUAUAUAUAUAUAUAAUAUUAGUUAUGAUUACAUGAUAUUGUUGGUAUUGAACGAAAACGAAAAAAAAAGAAAGGAAAAAAACUUGUAGUAAUAACAAUUUUAUUUUUCCAAGUGUUACAAUAUCAUGUAUUUUAUAUUACCUAACAUUUGUUAUAAUACCAGUAUUAGACUGGCGCUCACGAGUCACGUUAACCGCCAAAGCUAUUAAUUAAUUAUAAUAAUAAACCCCUUUUUUCGAAUUUUGUUGGUUUAAUGAGUUAACUCAAGUUGUUAUUGCUAUUAUUACUAUCAUCGUCAUUACCAUAAUGAGUGAUAAUAAUUUUUAUAAUAAUCGUUGAAUGAUAUUCUUAUCAUUAAUAUAAUACUAAUUAUCCCAAAAAGUUGCAAUGAGUGAGGCAAUAACUUGUUCCUAUUAUAGAUACUCAAAAGCUGUUACGAUUCCAAAUUUGACGUUAUUAUUUUUUAAGAGAAGAUGAUUGAAGAAAGAAACAGAAAAACUUGUAAGUUUUCAGUAAAUAAA
This is a messenger RNA of Diprion similis, 6621 nucleotides long. RefSeq names its product tudor domain-containing protein 7B (gene tapas). Gene Ontology annotation, biological process: spermatogenesis. NCBI's taxonomy places the organism in Eukaryota, Metazoa, Arthropoda, Insecta, Hymenoptera, Diprionidae. The coding region runs from base 376 to 3780 and encodes 1134 amino acids. The record is from RefSeq and is a predicted model, not a curated record. The transcript has 17 exons.